CGGAAGAAGUUUCAAUGACUGUGGCCCCUCAGAAGGAAUUCCACAUCUCUGGGUCCAACCUGACCCUGUCCUGCUCAGCUCAGUCCAGCCCUCCUGCACAGUUUCAGUGGGCUUUCAAUGGAGGGAUGUUGAACAGAGAGGGUCAGGAACUCAGGCUGGAGAACAUUCAGGCGAAUCAGAGUGGCAGUUAUACCUGCUGGGCCCACAACAUCAGAACCCUGAGGUAUAAGUCCUCUGAUCCCUCACUGAUAACUGUCCUUGAGAGGAUAUCUGGUGCCACCAUCACAGGCCCCACAGCACCACUGAUAGCAGGUAACAGCUCUGCCAACCUGAGCUGCCAGGCAACCGCUGGCACCAUCUCCUCCAGACAGUGGCUGAAGGAUGGUCAACCACUGUCUCCUAGCAACAGCAUCACCAUCUCAGGGGACAACAGCUCUGUGUCCAUUGACCCUGUAGAAGGCAGUGAUAAUGGAGAAUACCAGUGCAGACUGAGCAACCCUGUGAGCACUGACACUGCCAGCUACAACCUGAUCGUCAACUACGGACCACAGGAUGUUGUCAUACAGGGAGAACGUGAGGUAGAAGUUGGUCAGAGGGUGGAGCUGAAAUGUUCUGCUUUAUCGAUACCUCCUGCAACAUUCACCUGGACAGUCAACGGGACAGAGACGGAUGUGAGGACAGCUGAAUAUACCAUAGAGAAAGCCACCCAUGGCAACAGUGGGGAUUACAUCUGUGUGGCCAGCAAUGCAGUGACUGGAUCAACUCAGGCUUCUCCUGUCCAUGUUUUGGCUGUUAAUGUGCCUGUCCAGGGGCUCUCCACAGGAGCAAUCGUUGGGAUUGUGAUUGGCGUUCUGGUCUGUGUAGCAGUGGUAGCUGCUAUAGUCAUCAUCACCAUUAAGAAGAAGAAGUCCAGUUCCCCCACAAGCGGAAGUACUGGCAACACAACAAGUCCCUACGCUAAUGGAGGGGAACCGGAGUUGGCCUAUGCCGACAUCAGCCAUUUUAAGAAAUCUGACGGAGGCAAAGUCCAGGUGGGGAACGCCGCUACUGAGUACGCAGAGGUUACAGUCGGCUCCCGACCUGGCCGGCCCCCCUCCAGCACGCAGGAGACCUCUUAUGCAGAAAUCAGGAAGAACUGACCACAUCCCAAACUUUACUGUACUCCCGCUGUACCUCUCCUGCAGCACUUCACCUCUUCUGCCUCUAUCUGUGAAGUCUGUUCACUGCCCAUCAAAAAACAGUGCCAUCUUACUGUGCAUCCAGCUGCCUUCAUAGCUUGUAUGUUUUCAUUUUUAUUCGAACGUGGAAUGCGUCUCUCGAGUGUUCCAGUCCCCGACAUCUUUCGUAUCUGCCAUUUUGAAAAUUGUUGAUGUAGAAAAAUAACUCCCCGUUCGUGCCAAAACAACAGGGGUCUCUGUUUUAUCUAAUAGGACUGAGUAUGUAACUGGUAAAGUUGACAAUAAGUGACCUUACACUGGUAAGAAUGCUCAACCCUGAAGCUGAACAGCACUCUGCAAGAUAGCAAUUGUUUAAAAUUCAUGCACUGCCACAGCAGCAAUGUCAGCCAUUAUCUUCACAGCGUAUGUAAUUGUUGUUUAUUUUAUUAUAGUUUUAAUGUACUGUUGCUUCAGAUGUCUAGAUAAUUUAAUAAAACAUAAGACGUUUAAUGUGAGCAAAUCAUUCAUCCCAACCAGGCUCAUCAUUUUGUCUGUAGUAUAGAGUGUAAGGGUAGUAUAAGGGUCUCUGCUUCUACUAAGAAUCAUGGCUUCAAAUUUAGCUUUAAUUUUUAACUAUACUCUGUUGUUCUGCUGACAAAACUAAUCUUAUAAUAGCCUAUAUUGCCUGCUUUUUUAUCCCUUUUUUGUACAUUUAAAAACCUCAUUAUCAAAAAUCAUCAACUCUUCUUUUGCCAAGACUAAAAAGAUUAAGUGUAUUGAGCUUUUCUCCAUAAUUUAUGUUUGAUACCUGGAACCAGUUCUCCUGCUGUUAUCUAUACUCUAGAGCUCACAUCUCCAAAUAGGGGAAUCUUAAGGGCAUGGCAAUUGACCGGCAGGGUGUAGUUACUCAUUUCUGUGGUCAGCUAAAGGUUCAGAAAAAUAAAAUGA
This is a messenger RNA of Megalops cyprinoides (Indo-Pacific tarpon), 2105 nucleotides long. RefSeq names its product carcinoembryonic antigen-related cell adhesion molecule 5-like. The record is from RefSeq and is a predicted model, not a curated record. NCBI's taxonomy places the organism in Eukaryota, Metazoa, Chordata, Actinopteri, Elopiformes, Megalopidae. The transcript is spliced from 7 exons. The coding region runs from base 15 to 1139 and encodes 374 amino acids.